CUUUACCUCUCGUGGAUGCAUCUUUUACUUACAAUCACUUCCUAGCAUGCUGGAACCCCUGUUCCGCUGCCCGUUCGCUUGACCUUCCACCUGCUUAACCCUUAAUGACGUGACGCUAACUAAGAAAUGCCUCCAAUUACAAGAGAUAGAGGCUGUCUGUAUUAUGUACCAUGGUUGGCUACGUUCUGCGUAUGCUUGGGAGUCGCGGGCCUUGGAGUCUGGGCGUACUACACGAAACAGGGCCAGAGCAAAACACUAGAUGCUCUGGACUCUCUGGAUGUGACUGCAUCUAACGUGGGGAGCUUGAAUAGCGCCCUCCUCGCAACAGCCAUAGUCUAUCUGGUUAUCAUUGUGAUCAUUUAUUUGAUGAGCCUGUGGCGGUCAUUCAUUGAGGCGGCACAUGAUGCCACCGGCCAGGUUGCAAAGGGCGCCUUUGCGUUCCUGCUGUUGGCCUUUGCGUUUGAACUGAACUGGACGCUAGUGAACAUCUGGCUCACACUGUUGCUAAUGGGCAACGCCAUAUGGGCCAGCUGCGUGUACAUCCUGCGCGGCUCCAUCACCAGCACCCUGGAGGCCAUUGCAAAGUACGGCCCCGCCACGUGGCUACCCAGCCAAGGCUUGCCGUGCCCCGGCCAGUGCCUGGACCUCACGACUCUGGUGUUCAUCAACUCAGACCUGCAGGACGCCUGCAUCUGCGACGCCGCCAAGCUCACGUCCGCGCAAUCCGCCUUCAACGACACCUACGACCAGCUGCCGGGCGCGCUGUCGGGCGCAUGGGUCAUGUGGCUGGCGGGCGUGCUGCUGCUCAUAAAUUUCGGGUGUCAGUUCUCACACACCAAGCGGGAGCGUGAGCUGCUGGAGCGAGCCAACACCAAGGUGUACAAUGCGUUCUGAGUCACGCCUGCUGUCAUACCGUAGUUGCCCAGGGGCGGCAGCUGGCGCCCGCAUGAGCCGAUGAGCCCGCAUGCUCCAGUGUGGUCCAUGGCAGUUGGGAUCCAUAUGAGAGUCUACUAGACUUCUGUGAUGGUGGCAGUCGAAUGCCUACUGCCAAUUGAUCGACAUGGACGUGUAUGCCGAGCUCUAGCUGCGAGCAAGGGGGAGAACACGGGGGAACUUUUUAUGAUCACCCCGGUCCGUGGCUGCGUGGCUGAUCUCCCGCACGGCCCCAACCCGAGUGUCCCUAGCCGAUGCGCCUGCGCGUCGUAGCGGCAUGGAGGCUCUGACGGGGCGUUACACGCCUAUUACAUCCCAAGCAUACGGGGGCUCAGCCCAUUGUCCAGCUGUACAAAGCUGACACCCCUUACCUGACUACUCCCGGGUGCGCGGCAGUUGUUACCAGGGCCUUUGCAUGGUAUGGACCUGUAAGCUAGAUAUCAGUACUCACGCGGGUACCACUCCGGCAAGUCCCUAGGGACGGCGUGUGUCCAAUGCCCUAGACUGCCGAAAUGUUAUCAUGUGACAUAUAAUAAGGUCCCUGAAUGAUUUCCGGGCAUAAAUUCGAGCGGGAGCCGAAGUCGAAAUGGUAAAUGUCGCGCUCGCCAGGACUUACUGGAAUUCGCCCUACGCUGUCCGGAUGACAUAUAUAGGUGAACCUUAGUAGACGGCACUAGAUACAGGCCCAAAAUACCGCCUAUGCGAGAUAUGGGCUCUGGUCAAUUUCGCGACUUGAGCCCUGACCAACAUGUUUUGUCCUCUGCCGAGCGCUAAUGUCCACUAAUGAUGUAAGUUAUCUACCUA
Chlamydomonas reinhardtii is the source of this 1737-nucleotide messenger RNA. RefSeq lists its product as uncharacterized. The record is from RefSeq and is a predicted model, not a curated record. Bases 127 to 894 code for a protein of 255 amino acids. The transcript is spliced from 9 exons. Lineage: Eukaryota; Viridiplantae; Chlorophyta; Chlorophyceae; Chlamydomonadales; Chlamydomonadaceae.